This is a messenger RNA of Cyprinodon tularosa, 1671 nucleotides long. RefSeq lists its product as uncharacterized. Gene Ontology annotation, cellular component: nucleus; cytosol. The record is from RefSeq and is a predicted model, not a curated record. Lineage: Eukaryota; Metazoa; Chordata; Actinopteri; Cyprinodontiformes; Cyprinodontidae. The transcript has 4 exons. The coding region runs from base 1 to 696 and encodes 231 amino acids. Gene Ontology annotation, biological process: spermatogenesis.
AUGUUCAAGAAAACCAAAAGUAAAGUAUUGGUGGAUUAUGCGUCAGAGGAAGACGACAUGUCCUGGCACUACCAUCACUCCUACAAGGACAAAGACAUGGGAGAGGAAGAGGAGGAGGAAGCUGUCGCUCCGUUAGCCAAGGAGGCAAAGGUGAAGAUAAUGAUGUCCAAGAAGGAGAGGAAGGAGAAAAAGAUGCUUUCCUCCAAGGAUGAUGAACACUUGUUGCUGUCCGGAGAGAAGGUGGCAGACCGCAAAGUGUCUAACAAAAAGGUCAAGGAAGGGGAGAAGGAGAAGAAGGACAAACCAGAAAAGGUAAACUGUUUCUGGGACAAUGUUACAAUGACUAUGAGACAAAUCUCACCUGCUAAAAAACCGGAGAAGAUGGAGGGCUGGGAGCCACCGCAGCUGGGGAUGGUUGCUGAGACUGUGGGUGAGGAAGCCCUGGUCGAGGGCGGUCAGAACGGAGAGUCUGCAUUGUCCCUUCCUCCUGACUCCAUCAGCAUACCCUUAGAAAUUCCUUCGUGGGGUGGACAGGGGUUUGAGGAGGACUCCUCCCGCUAUGCCAACCUGAAGGACUCCAACGACCCAGCUGCUGCAGUGAGGUGGACGGCCCGUGCCAAAGUCAAGCUGGCUGGGAUCAGUAGAAUGAGCAGAGGGAUCGUGUCAGAGGGCCCAUGGGCCAAUUUCAAGCAGUAGCAUGGUUUCAUUCAGUAGAUCUGAACCGAAAUUCUGCCUCCUAGUCUAGAAAACAUGACACCAUAGACUGUCACACAGGAAAUAAACAAGGCAGGGCCUUAACGUGCUACUCCAGUAGUGACCAGUAAACAGGAUUUAUUUUUCUCCUAUUAGUUUCUGUUGAGAGCGUUAAAGGGCAUAUAUCAUAAUUUUUAUUACUUUUCCUUCUUAAUGUGGGUCAGGUUUCCAUCUGAUAAGUUACAUCUAUGUCCAUACUAUUUAUAAAAAAAAAAGAAGCAUGAAGCAUCUUAGGAUGAAGCCAAACAGUGGCAGCAUCAAAAGGCUUUUUUGUAUCAGAAACUUCCAUCUCUGCUCUGGGAAACAAUAAAAGGACAUGUUGUAAUUUAUUUAUGGUUUGAACUCUCAUUAUCUAAAUCCAUCCCCCCAAAAUGUGAUAUUUUCCCUUUAACUUCUUCCUAAAUUACUAAAAGAAUUUCCCUACAAGCUGUUUUUUGUUAUUUUUACAUUUAUUCAUCCAUUUUGUGCAUCAAGGACAACUGGUUAAACCCCAAAACUUAAACCAGCUUUGUAAUUUCUGAGCUAUCUGUAGGUAACCCCAUCAUAAUACAAAUUAUUGUUUUGAAUCCUUGAAUGUUACACAUAAAACGUUUGUUUGAAGGAAUUUUAAAUCAUUUGUGUUGUGAGUUUUUUUUAAAGGACUUUUAUGCUUGAAUCACUAGCAAAUUCUUAAUCUGUUGAAAUGAAAGCCUUAAACUACUGUCAAAUGUCAUUUUUUGAAUGUGUGAUUUUUGCCAAUAUGUUUUUUGCUCAGAUGAGAGACAAUCAAAUAUUACGCAAGCUUGUUAUACUACUGAACCUUUAUGUAGCUACUUUAUACUUCCUUACUAUGCAGAUGCAGCACCCUGACACUGUCUGAAGCCUUAACAUAAAAGCUCAAUGAGUUGUGCAAUCAUAAAAAAAAAAAAUGAAAAACUC